CCGCUUUCCGUGUUCUUCAAAAAGCUUACGCUGUAUGUCCUACACCUUCCCUAUUCUACUUACGGAAAAAAAAAAAAAACUAAACUGGCCGCCGCGUUUGUUCCGUAAGUUUGACUAGCAGUAAAGUGUACAUCGGUUGUAGACUCACUAUUGCAGUGUAUUAUGGGAGUGAAUGAGUGCACACGAUAAUGUCCACUAUGGUGUAGGACACCAUUGCAAAUGGCUCUCCCCUCAAACAUAGGCGGGCAACACAGUCAUUGAAUUGUUUAGUAAAUUAAUUUGUUCAAAAACACGGAUUUAUUCAGGAACGAAACAUCACUACUCUCCCGGAACAGCUUAUUCUGCUUUGGCUUCACUUGGAACUAUUUACGUUGGUGGAGCAAAAAUAGACCAAGUAACUUGCAAUACUGUGUCUAAAUGUAAGUUCCUCAAAAUUAACUUCUUGUUUUUUAACUGUUGUGUAAACAUGUAGAUUCCAUACACAAAUCUUUUAUGUUAAAAAAUAUUCUGUUUACAACCUGUUACUCACUCGAGGACACAAGCAAUAGAAUACCACAAUGAUCCAAUGAUCCAGUCAAUUCCCGGCCUACAUUUUUACUUGUUCAAGAAGCUGUUUCACUCGGAUUGACGUCACAAUAGGGAAGAAAAGACAUAUCGUAACUUCAGUGUCUUGGCAAGGAUCUGGUGUAACAUUUUUGUUUGCCACUAAGUGUUAAAAAAGACGACGAGUGCUGACUACUUAAACACACAGGAACAAAAUCAUUUAAUGUUUGACAGUUAAAGAGCAGAAGUUUUUGAUGGUUUUUAUGAUGAUGUGAUCAAGACUGAGUCUGAGAGAAUGAAGAAACAGUAGAGAGAGUGAUGGUGGAAAUCUUUGAGAGUUCAGACUGUGGGAGAUCACGACUUCAGGACAGAGACAAACACACACCAACCACUUCAGCGUACAGCAACAUCUCUUCUCUUUUCUGAUGGUGUGCUUACUGGUGUGAGGGAGGGAAAACCUGUCACUCACAUGAUGUCACAGCAAUAGCAAACCAUCCAAUCAAUUCCCAUUAAACAAAACCAAGUCCCGGCCUACAUUUUUCCUUGCUCAAGAAGCCAUUUCACUCGGAUAUACAUCACAAUAAGGAAGAAAAGACUAUCACAACUAUGCCAACUGAUCAGAUGUCACAUGUUUUUGUUUUCACACGUUGACCACAAACUGUACGCUAGUGUUAAAAAGAAGACGAGUGCUGACUAUUUAAACACAUCUACACAGGAACAAGGAGCAAAAUGUCUGAUGAUGUUUAUAACAAUGUACUCAAGAUUGAGUCUGAAGGGAUGACGACAGAUAGAGUGGAUAUGUCAGUGGAUAUCUAUGAGAGUGCAGAUUGUGUGGGAGAUCAUGAAUUCAGGACAGAGACAAACACACAACAACCACCCCAGUGUACAGGAAGUGAUUCUGUGAGGAUCAGAAGCUCCAGAGCAGCUCCAGUGUGUUUGGUGCUGCUGUGUGUUCUUCUGCUGACUGCAGUCAUAGUGCUGUGUGUCCACAUCCAUACAAAGAGCACAAACUACACAGAAGAGAGAGACCAGCUACUUACUAACAUCACCAACCUCACAGAAGAGAGAAACCAGCUACUAAACAAGAUUACCAACCUCAGAGAAGAAAGAGAUGCGCUAAGAAAUGAACUUCAGAUGUGUGCUGGAUGGACUUGCUAUCAAUCUAGUUUUUACUACAUAUCAAAUGAGAAGAAGAACUGGACUGAGAGCAGAAGAUACUGUACAGAGAGAGGAGCAGAUCUGAUCAUCAUAAACAACAAAGAGGAACAAGAUUUUGUUAAGAACAUAUCUGGUGCUGCUGUGGUCUAUAUUGGUCUGACUGACAGUGAUGUGGAGAACACAUGGAAAUGGGUUGAUGGCAGCACUCUGACCUCUGGUUUCAGGUUCUGGGCGUCUAAAGAGCCUAAUGGAGAUACAAGAGAGAACUGUGUUGUGACUGUGGCUGUGCCUAAAUUGCCAGAGUGGCCUGGUUUAGUUGGGUGGAUUGAUGUUGCAUGUAAUAUAACUUAUCAAUGGAUCUGUGAGAAGAAUAUUUCACAUCUCAUAAUGCCAUAGGAACAUCAUACAUGCAUGAUUGUACAUACUCGUAAUUAACUUCAUACUGUGUCAGCCUCAUUGUAUUAAUAAAGUUCAAAACUUUUCUUGUA
Messenger RNA from Megalobrama amblycephala (Wuchang bream), 2189 nucleotides. RefSeq names its product CD209 antigen-like protein D. The transcript is spliced from 6 exons. Bases 1273 to 2097 code for a protein of 274 amino acids. The record is from RefSeq and is a predicted model, not a curated record. Lineage: Eukaryota; Metazoa; Chordata; Actinopteri; Cypriniformes; Xenocyprididae.